GCCAACUCUCGCGUAUUAAUAUCGUGGCGAUGCGCACGAACGGCGUCAGUCGAGUUUGGCGGCGGGUUGAAUCGGAUCGGUCCGCGGUGUCGCGCUAGCAUAACGAAAACCAUCCAAGUCGCAGGCAGCAGUAGCAACAGUGGCAGCAGCAGUAGCGAAAAGCCAUCAUCAUCUGCACACUAUUCUGUGUGCGGGCGAAUUUUCUCAACCCCCACAAACACACACACACACACACACGGUUGAUGCCGAUCGUCGAUCGUCUUGGAGUGGUGUGCAAAUCACAAAACUUUACGUUAGACUUGGAGCGAACCAGUCAUACAGCGAGACACUUGCUGGCAUUGCAUGGCCAGUAGUGUUUAGUGGGAGUGUACGCGAGCGAUUUUUUUGUGUGUGUGAUUUUGUGUAUGUGUGUAAGCGGAGAUGCACGAAUGUUUCCUUUUUAGUGCAUCGCAAACACGUGCUUUUUUACCGGUCGGUUGUGGUGUGAUCGUCGCUGAUCGCCACUGCAAACGCAGCUAGAAGAACCGUCGCCGGAAGCUUUUUAUGCAAGUGGCACGGCGUGUGCAAGUGGGAUUUAGCAAAAAAAACAAAAAAAAACUUCACUAAAGUGCAUAAACCGAGUUGCGCUUCAAAGGGUGCAUCGAGUUAAGACAAUUGAAUCGGCCACAAACAGUGAAAACUUAUAAAAUAAUUUGUGUGGUUUCUCAUCAAACUUUGCGUUAACCCUGUCGAAACCAAACCACCCCCCAAAAAAAAAAAGAAGUUCCACCUCCCACCCCCCGCGGCAGGAUGAGUUCUACCACACCGCCCGUACACGUGGUGGAUGCGAUACACGCGUUCGUCGCUAAGCUGGGCAUCCGGGAACCGCGCCUAACUGCGUCGAGCGGUUCGCGCAACGGUGACAGCUAUUCCGGCGACGUGUAUCGGAUCAUCAUCUCACCCGGCAGCCGGGACAUAGAAGAUUUCGAGAACAACAACAACAACAACACGCACAGCAGCAGCAACCGCAUGCAUAAUGGUGGCAACGGUGAAACCAAAGCAUCGACCGUCGACGCAAACGGAAACGAAGAUGGCGUUGAGCUGCUUGACGCAGGGCUCGUUUUUACCGAGGUGCCGAAGCCGAUCAGCGUCAUUGCGAAGGUAGCACCGACGACCAGUUUGCGCCGUUCGCUCUACAACAGCUCCGCACACUUCCAGCGAGAAAAGUACGUGUUCGAUGUGGUGCUUCCGAUGUUUGAGCGGUUCCAGCAGGCGCGCGGGUUGCGUACGACCAAAAGCUUCUCCCACUACCCGAGCGUGAUCGUGUCCGAGUGCUGCGAGGGUUUCGAGUACAUUCUGCAGCGCGAUCUGAUGGCGCAGGGCUACCGUAACUUCCAGCGCACGGAACCGCUCGCGUACGAGGACGUGCUGCUGGUGCUGACCCAUCUGGCCCAGUUCCAUGCGAUCUCGUUCGCGAUGCAGCAACAGGCACCGGACGCGUACGCACAGAUUGUAAGCCAGCUGCAGGAGACCAUCUUUGUGCCACCGCUGCACAGUUCCUUCGUGGACUUUCUGCAGCGCAAGGUUGACUAUGCGAUCGAAACGCUGCAGCGCAAUCCGGAAACGGGCGAUGGAGCGGUGGCUGAGCGGUUGUGCCGGUUUCGGGAUGAGUACGGACAGGCGAUGGUUGACUGUGUGCAGAACCGAGACGAUACCGUCAUCUGCCAUGGGGACUGCUGGAUCAGCAACAUCCUUUACCGACCGAUGCCGGCACAGCGUAACGGGAUUGACGAUGGACACAAAAACAAUGGCUUCACUAACCAGCAGCAUCAUCACCAGCCGACUGCCAAAGAGCUCAAGUUUCUUGACUGGCAGGUCGCCCGUUGUGCCACGCCCGCCAUCGAUCUGUCCUACUUCAUCUUCUGCUGUACCGACAGUGAGUUGCGCGAGCGUCUGCCCGAGCUGCUGCGCAAAUACCACAGCGCACUGAUACGUCGCAUGGACGAGCUGGGCACGGUUAAUGGACGCGAGCUGUUCCCGUUCGAGCGGCUCCAGAUGCACAUGAAGAAGUAUGCCCGUUUUGGUUUCGGCAUGGCACUAAUGACGCUUCACUCAACCUGUUGCGUGGAAAAGGAUCUGCCGAAUGUAUCGGCCGCACUCGAAACAACGGAACUGGUCGAUAUCGAUGAGCUCGCCAAGGAUAUGCUGUACAAUCCGGCGUACAUAAAGCGAAUGUCGGGCGUUUGUCGGGAUAUGGUUCGACUCGGGUACCUGUAAGCCUGUUACCGCCAUUCAGGCCACUUUGUGCCAAACAGUUGAUGCGCAAGGCAGCAAAAUCACCAAACACACGGGACGGGAAAAACGCAAUUUCCCAUUUUCCAUGCGCUUCGAAGAGCCCUGCGCGCACAUUUGAACAGUGUUGCGAGUGAACAGUGUUCAAACUGCCUCCCGAUGAUGAUCGCCACCGUCUAGGGUAGAGUUAAGGUAGUACUUAAGAUAAUCCUAACCCGUCACGUGUUUAUCCUAUGCAGUAUUCUAGGGCGCUUGCGCUAGUGUUUGCGUUGCGGCAGACAAAUCGAAACAAAAAUCAUUAUAACCGAAACACGCACAGUAUUGGCAUCGUAUAUGUGUAUGGAUAUAUACGAAUGUGGCAGCUUUCCCGAUGAAUGGGACAUGAAAGCGGUUACAUCCUCCUUUUCUUUGCGACGGUAGAAGUGUAGCGCGGAACACAUUCAAAAUAUGUGGAAGAAAAAAGAAGCUAAGCUAAGUUACCAGUAGGCAAGACGAGCUAUACUAAAACUAAACAUUACGAAUCGUAAUUGAAAUUAUUUCACAAUCAUCACAUUUUAGUGAUUGGCACAAAGAUAUUAGGCAGCGUUAGGCAGUAGGCAAACCGCCGUGACCGCGUGACCGCGUGACGGUUCAUUUUAAUUCGUGUGUAUGUGCGUGUGUGCAUGUAUGUGGAUGUAAGUGGUUACCGAUUCUCCCACACAUUCCUAAAAUCCCUAACUUGUAAGGAAGAAGGAUGGAUAGACGGGGAUAGAGCGUGCGAGAUGUUUUUACUUGGUUUUAUUCCAGCGGAUGGCGCACCGUUACGUCACGUGGCGUGGCGUGACAAAUGCCAAUGGAGCGAAGAUUUUACCAAGCACAAAGAACUUCAAUGCUUCACCAAACAGUCCAAGCAACAAAAUUUCAAACCAACUGACGAAAACCCGUAUCAGCCGUACAUUCAAAAUUCAAACAACAACAAAAAAAAACGAUACAAAAACGCAUUUUGCACAAACAUCUGACGUUCCUUGAAGUUAUAGCUUUACCAUCUGGGGAAACUUUUUUUUUAAAUAUAUAUUUAUUCACAAGCAAAACAAAAAGGCACAACUCAGGUAGUUUGUAGUGGUAAUUCGUUAAUUUUGAAUACUUAGGAACGAGGUACGCACGUUUACAAUCGUCUCGCAAGGAAAGUAGCUGCUUAUAGCGAAAACAAAUAUUAUUAAUAAAAUCCUAUACGUUACGUACAACAAUAA
This is a messenger RNA of Anopheles funestus (African malaria mosquito), 3500 nucleotides long. RefSeq lists its product as uncharacterized. Bases 790 to 2256 code for a protein of 488 amino acids. The transcript has 4 exons. Lineage: Eukaryota; Metazoa; Arthropoda; Insecta; Diptera; Culicidae. The record is from RefSeq and is a predicted model, not a curated record.